This is a messenger RNA of Loxodonta africana (African savanna elephant), 810 nucleotides long. Its product is annotated as interferon-induced transmembrane protein 1-like. The transcript is spliced from 2 exons. Bases 132 to 509 code for a protein of 125 amino acids. Gene Ontology annotation, biological process: response to interferon-alpha; response to interferon-beta; host-mediated suppression of symbiont invasion. Lineage: Eukaryota; Metazoa; Chordata; Mammalia; Proboscidea; Elephantidae. Gene Ontology annotation, cellular component: plasma membrane. The record is from RefSeq and is a predicted model, not a curated record.
CUACCAGGGAAAGGGAGGGUCACCAGACCAUAAUUUUCUGCUUCCAGACCUCAUUAACUGGUCUCAGCGUCAAGAAGUGCACUUCCCAGCCCUCCUUCGGCUCACAGCACUGCUUCCCCCCAACCCAGGAGAUGGUCAAGGAGGAGCAUGAAGUGGCUGUGCUGGGGGUGCCCCACGAUUCUCCACCCAUGACGUCCACCGUGAUCAACAUCCGCAGCGACACCGCCGUGCCAGACCACGUCGUCUGGUCCCUCUUCAACACGCUCUUCAUGAACUGCUGCUGCCUGGGCUUCGUGGCCUUCGCCUACUCCGUGAAGUCUAGGGACCGGAAGAUGGUGGGCGACGUGACCGGGGCCCAGAGCUAUGCGUCCACUGCCAAGUGCCUGAAUGUCAUUGCCCUGGUCGUCAGCCUCCUACUGACCAUCGGGUUCAUCAUUCUUUUAGCCACUGGUGCGGUGGUGAGCCUCCAAGCCAUUUCACAGAUGUUGCAGAACCAUGGGGGCUACUAGUCGCUGCAGCCGGAGCCCUCCGGCCCCCCACCGCUGGCCCUGCAUGCUGCCCCACCCCCUUUUACAGCAGUUUUCACAUUUGUAUCUGUCUAUAAAUGAAUCCAAUAAAGUGCCUGUGUAUGCAACAGUGCCGUGACAUUGCCUGGGGAGGGGGCCCUGCCCUGAGUCUCCAGUCUGGUCCUGAGCCUGAGCUGAGGGGGUCGCCCCACCUUGUCCCACCACCAACCAGGCUGGGCUGAGAAAGCAGGGCACACCCUCAGGCUUGGCUGUUCUGGCCCCAGGUGGGGCUGUAGCUGGACUG